Molecule: messenger RNA, 1237 nt
Organism: Hevea brasiliensis (rubber tree)
Lineage: Eukaryota; Viridiplantae; Streptophyta; Magnoliopsida; Malpighiales; Euphorbiaceae
Product: pathogen-associated molecular patterns-induced protein A70
Exons: 1
Coding region: 117-1046 (309 amino acids)
Source: RefSeq, a predicted model, not a curated record
AACAAAAAAAAUCCAUAAAAUUUGGCCUCUACUAUAAGCCCCCGAGCACUUCAGUACAACCUCCUUACCCAUCUCCAUUUCUUAUCCUCGCUUUCUACCUUCUCUGGCCAAAAGCCAUGUUUGAAGAAUCCGUAUCUUCCAUACCCUCCUCUGUCUGGGCAUCCAUGAAUAGUUGGUUCACCCCAUCUGUUCUCUUUCUCUUCCUCAAUCUCAUGAUAGGCACCAUUGCCAUCACCUCAAGGUUAGCCACCCUGAAACCCACCCAACACCAAGAGGACAAACAACCACAACACGACGGGCAUCAACUUGUUAGAUCUCCAUCCGUGCUUCAAAGGUUCAAAUCUAUCAACUUCUACAGUUAUAGAUCUUCUGAACCCACUACCGUAACCUAUGAAAAAACUCAGCAAUUUGACUCCCAUUUCACUCUCCAACAAUCUCCUCACGAUGAGUACCACCAAAAUCAACCUUUUAUCUGUAGAUCUCCUUCUAUUCUUCAACGUCUAAAGUCUGUCAACCUCUAUAAUUACUUCUCUCAGGAACCCAGUACCAAUAAUUUGCCCAGAACUCAAGAAACGCACACUCAUUUCACUCCACAGCCAGUUUAUCAACUGGAACAAGAACAGCUCCAAGAACAAGAAGAAGGAGUGGAAACAGAACAAGAAGAGGAAGAUACUGAGGAAAUCCAAGAUCAAGAACAGACCCUUGACGAGAUAUACAGCAAGCUACAGAGCAAUAAUAAAGUGAACAGGUCCAAAUCGGACACAAAGCCAACCUCUGGCGAGGUUCCCACAAAGCUUCCAAAGAAAAUGAAAAAAUCUGCUAGCGCAAAGUCUGCUUUUGCUCAUUUCAAAGAAGAAGACAUUGUGGAAUCUCGUCGGCCGGCGACUGUGAGACAAAGCAAGACUAAAGCGACAGAGGAGGAUGAUGCGGAAGUGGAUGCCAAGGCUGAUGAUUUCAUCAACAGAUUUAAGCAGCAAUUGAAGUUGCAGAGGAUUGAUUCCAUUAUGAGGUACAAGGAGAUGACCAGUAGAACAAGUGGAAAUUAACUAAUCAAAGGUGGGUUUUAGAUUUCUGGGUUGGAUUUUAUUUUUGUUAAUUUGUUUGAAAUUUUAGGUUUCAUUGAAUGUGGAUCCACUUAAACAAUUUCACUGCUUUGUUGCCUGUGCUGGGCUUGCUCUGCUCAGCUCUGCUAUUGCUAAUACUCAUUAAAAUCACUAAAAAUUCAUCUUAUUAGUUA